AUGGAAAGCUUAAAAUAUCAACUUCCAGAAGGAGAAGAAGAUAGUGUGGGUAGGAAUGACGUGUAUGCAAAAGUAAUGGGUGAAGAAAGGAGUGGAAAAGUUCGUACAUAUGGUUUAGGAGUUACACAAUCUGAUUUGUGGGGCGAUAUACCAAGUCGUUCAACAUGUUUUCGCUUGGUUAUGAAACAAAGCGCUGCGAUGUCAAAAAUGGAGCGAAGAAUUCAGCAACUAGAAUCAAUUCAACAAGGAAGAUCACAAGGACAAAUUUCGCCAUCUUCGCAGAGACAUACUUCACAGUCAUCAAAUGCUAUUUCUCGGCCAAUACAAGUUGGGGAUAAAGUUACAAUAAGAAGCAUGGUUGAUUCGUCCAAAAUUUGUGCUGUUGGAGUGGUUAGAAAUUUGGAUCCAACUGCUGAAGUUGGUGACAUACCUUUGGGAUCACAUUGGUGUGAAGUUCAUGUGAAUGUGCCUGUGGAGAAUGAUGAAGAGCUAAUGAGGCCAUACCAUAAUUUUCUCAAGAUUGGAGAUGCAAUUGGAGUAGCUAUUGCUCGGCCAAUAAACCUGGUGAUUCUUGAAGAAAACUAA
This is a messenger RNA of Coffea eugenioides, 585 nucleotides long. RefSeq lists its product as uncharacterized. NCBI's taxonomy places the organism in Eukaryota, Viridiplantae, Streptophyta, Magnoliopsida, Gentianales, Rubiaceae. The record is from RefSeq and is a predicted model, not a curated record. Bases 1 to 585 code for a protein of 194 amino acids. The transcript has 3 exons.